Molecule: messenger RNA, 5421 nt
Organism: Lineus longissimus
Lineage: Eukaryota; Metazoa; Nemertea; Pilidiophora; Heteronemertea; Lineidae
Product: ankyrin-1-like
Exons: 3
Coding region: 2162-4468 (768 amino acids)
Molecular function (GO): protein binding
Source: RefSeq, a predicted model, not a curated record
UUCGCACGGAGGUGAUGAUAUGUAAACCAACAUGGACGAGGGAAGUUAAGGCAUUUCGUAAACGUGGACGAUUUCGAUGUGAAUUGGUUUGAAGGUGAUAUGAGAUUCAAUUUACCCAGCAUUGAUCAGCAACGCUUUGAAGGCGUGCUGAGGCCAGGAUGCGGACGACAGUGAGAUCGAGCUCCCUGACAGCGGUCGGCUGAGGACCAAGAGUUCUAUUGACGCUGUCUGCUGAUUCGUUCAGGCCUCUCUCUGGACAUCGUCUGAUUGGAUCGUGCACCUCCGGUCAGGGUCGGAGCAAAUUCACAGUCGAAGUGAGUUAUAGAUCUACAAUAUUCAUUCUGUCCGAGAGCAGCUUGUAUAAUAAACCCACGAGGACCAAGUUGUCGGUUCAUGAACGUUUCCAUCAUUAUAGCCUUCUCAGUCUCGCGAGAGAAAACGAUUUCUGGGAGCCUUGCGCCAACAAAGCCAUCCCAUCGAUAGUAAUGCUAUUCGUGUCGCUUUGAACUCCGUUGCGAAAAGGGAAUUCUUUACUGAGUCACCACUCUGGUACAAUUCCGAGCACUUGAUUUGAUUAUUCGGAAUAUCAUGGGCUCGUGAGUGGGGAAACAACAAAGAACUGCUUGAGCAAUUUCCUGGUUAGUACAAAGGUUAUUUUGAAAAGGGAUAAUUUACAAAGAUCAAAAGGAGAACUUAGGUUUUGUGAGCGGAUACAGUCUUCAAUUUUAAUAGUUUUGGAUACCUAAUUUCCGUUCAAUACUAAUAUGGAUUCCCCUUUGAGACCACCUGUAAAGGUAACGAUUAUUGUCCAGGUUGAAUAAACACAUUGGGUUUUGGAAAGAAAUUGAAUUCGCUGGCACUCAUUGGGAACACCAGUUCAUUGGAUUAAACUGUCACAUUUUGCAUAUCGCCGUCCGUUUUGAGAGAUGAACUCUACUUCUCAAUAGAAAUUAUCGCUUUCCAAGAUUUCUGGUAGUUUUGACCAAUCAGGAGCGCUCAAUCCUGCUUCACCAGUGCUUUCUUCAGGACUGAACCAAUCAGACAAGAGUACGUUAGACUAAAUUCUUCUUUCCGGAAGAGGUGAAUGCUGCAUAAGGGAUCAUUUCUUGUAUAUUUUGGUUUGAGUAUUUCCUCUGAGAUGGAUAUUACACUGAGACCGCAUGUCUCUGUCAAAGAAGUCGCGAGUACGGAAAAAUAACGGAAGAUUCGGGAAAACACGGAAAAAACGGAAAUUCUGCAAUAAUGGACGCCAUAAAGAGACCAACCGUCAAGAUAGUUUUAGUCCUUAAAGGACAUUUCGAAAAUGGAAAAUUUACUUUCAACUUUGAAUAAGCUUUUCAUGGAAUGAUCUUUUCGUGUUUCUGCUUCUUACUGGAAACAAGUAGAAGAACUGAUCUUCACGUAACUUUGUUUCAUUCCGAAUUUGAGUUGGCAAAUCCAUUUUGAACAAGGUGUUUUCUUGGUGAAGGCGUUCACAAAAAUAACACUGAACGCAAUCACCAUCGGUUCUUUGUAACUUUUCAACGGAAUAGUAUUUGUUUCUGCGAAUAAUAUUCAUAAUUUUGGAUGUGUCACAACAAACGGCCGAAGAGCCGGUAUGACGUCCGCCUCUUGUGAAGCAGUUCCGGAACCUGGCAAGCGGCCAUUACUUUUGCCAAAUACAAAAUGGCGCUUAAUCCGCACGCUCCGAUUGGUUGGGAUUUCAGACAUGGCGACUCGGCAGGAUAACCCGGAUGACAUGAAAGCAUCCGAUUGGUCGUUUUACGAAUUCAAAUGAUUCACUCGUGGGCUUUGCGCCGAAUGGUCUACAGAUAAGGUCAGGUGGUAAUAUGUUUACAAAAGUAUGAUUGUUGGGGGAAAACAUUUCCUGAACAUGCCAUGCUGUGAUAAUUGUUUUUGAGUUUAAUCGCUGCAUUAUUGAUAUAGACCACACAACAAAUAACGUGAUCACAUAAUCCGUCGCCGCAUCACGGGAAUCGUGCACGGACAUCUCGAUCGUGGAUCCGAUACUGUACUAGAUCUAGCCCCCUGGUCAAGCUGCUGAUAGGGGCUAGGGUCUUGCUAUUUCAUUUUAGACACGUUGCGCAAGCAAUAGUUGCGAGAUUACAAAAUACUAUUUUACAUUUUUGUGAGAUUUAUCGUGAUUUCCAUAUCGACAUAAAUGCCCAGGCGGCGCCAUCGUCACGGGACAGUUCACCAAAUCAAGCGGAAUCUUUACGAACUGGCUCUAAGUUUUUAUACCCUUGAGGAAGGUAUUGCCAGCAUGUCUUCGACAAAGUUAUUCAAUGCAGUUGAAAGGGGUGAUUUAGUGGGGGUGGAGAAGGCUCUGCAGAAUGGAUGCGAAACCAACCAAUCACGCCACAGUAUUCAUGGAUCGGCACUCCACCUAGCGGCGAAGGCGGGCCAUGCUGAAAUCAUUGACUGUUUGUUGUCUCAUGGCGCAGACAUUCAUAACAACGACAGUGAGAGGAGGACGCCGUUGCAUUACGCAUGCGCACGAGGACACGACGAUGUUGUGGAUAUCUUCCUAAAACAUGGCGCCAAGAUCAACUUCGUUAAUUCAGACCAGACGCCCUUGCACAUGGCCUGUGAGGCCGGUCACAUUCACAUCAUCCGUCGGUUGUUAUUUGCCGGUGCAGAUGUAAACUGCCGAUCCACGGAUGCCGUGAUUGGACCGGGGGUGACCCCGCUUUACAUCGCGUACAUCGCGGGCCAGACCGAAGCUUAUAAGACCCUGAUCGAAAACGGCGCGAAGAAAUACGAGCAGUUAUCGGAGCUGCAUCAAUAUAUUUUCCUUGGCAAUGAGAUACAAGUUGACAGAAUUCUUUCCAUGCCGAACGGAAUGCGCAUGGUCAAUACCACCGACAAAGAUGGCCGCACCCCGUUACAUGUCGCGUGCGGGAUGGCGAAUUAUGGCAUAGUGAAGAUGCUGCUCCGCAUCGGAGUUGAGGUGAACUGUCGCGAUAAGCUGGGAAAGACCCCGCUACACUACGCUGCCAGUCAUUGUGGCGUCAAUCUCGACCGGCGCAAACGAUGUGUGUACCUCGCUCCUCCCGAAUCUGAGAAAACUCCGUCUUAUUCUUCGGACGAGGAUCAUGAUAUCCCCACAAGCCGCGCAUCCUCCCCUCGGCGUGUCGCUGUGAAAAUUGACCAACAAACAAUUCAAGAUUAUGUGAGCAUUAGUAAAAUGCUUCUUCGCAAGGGGGCGUUUGCCAACCUGUUGGACAACGGUGGGCAGACUCCGCUGCACAUGGCAUGCCGGGAAGGGAAGUUGGGUCUGGCGGAGGUCUUCAUAGCUUUUGGAGCCGACAUUGAGAUUAGGGACAAAGUUCGCGGACAGUGCGCGCUGCAUCUCGCGUGUCUAAAACCGGAGAGUUACCCCGUGACUGAACUUUUGAUCAAAGCUGGAGCGAAAUUGAACAUUCAGGAUAAGCACAGAGGGGACACACCACUUCACAUCGCAACUAAAGGCAACUGUCUCCGCAGUUUGGAACUACUUUUAAAAGCGCAUUCGAAAACGGAUAUCCCAAACGAUGAGAGUGGUUAUACGGCGCUCCACAUCUCUGCGAUUCACGGGUAUUAUUACGCUUCUAAGAUGUUAUUAGAACAUGGCGCGAACACGGAGAUUAAAGAGAAAAAUUGGAAGCACUCGCCCCUACAGAUGGCGCUGCGGAGACAACAUUACCACCAGAUGGAACUGUUGAUAAAAUAUGGCGCCGAUGUUGAUAGUGAAGACAAGUGGGGCUACAGUUCGUUCAGUAACGUUUUAGUCAAUUUCAUAAAUAAGUGUGGCUAUGGUAACGUUUCCAUAGAAACCUACCAAGCUGUGGUAGCAAUUUUAGUAAACGCUGGUUGCGCUCUUGGCGACCCCGAGAUCUUUCCCGCCUCCAUGAAAAAGAUGCUUGCUUCGGUCUAUGAGGCCGAACUUCUAGAGGAGCCACAUACUCACCACGGACUCACUAAAGUACUAUUAGCAUCUGGUUGUGGGAUCUUAGAAAAGUUAGACCCACCUUCCUUGGUCACGUGUUUGCUGCGGAACGAAGACGACGGAACGUUUCUUUUCGCCCGCCGGUGCGGAUAUUAUAUUGAUCUCGAAGAAAUAUCGUCCUUUCUUGAACAAUCUCGCGCAAGUUUACUUGAUGAUGUUGGUUUCUACGAGCCGCUACGAUUAAAGGAUAUCUGUCGGAUAGGAAUUCGCGAGGUCUUGUAUGAUAUUCAGAAACGUGACACGAGGCACCAGCAGAUUGAGCGGCGGCCAUCUUUGAAAGCAAUAUUUCAGAAAGCAUCACGAAAUGAACGAAGAAGCAGCCAUAACAAACUGAACCAACCGAAGGGGAUUCAAAUAUGGCGGAUAAAGGCGCUUCCACUUCCGAUGACGUUGAUCAACUUCCUGUCAUUUGAGACGAUCUCGAUAAGCUUUCUGCAGAAUGAGAAACUUGCGCAGGGAGGAAAGGAUGCCAUUUUGUAGAAACAUUUUUUUCAUGAAAUGCUAGCCAAUUAGAUCUGACGAAUGCAUUAAAUGCAAUAAAUUCACUGAUCUCAAUUGGUUUUAUGAUUUGACUAAACUGCAAAUCUAAGUCCAAGUUGUUCGCCCGCCAAGUAAAUUGCGUCUUGAAAUUUCCCUCGGGCAGUUCCGUUGAAACCAUGGCAACCCGAUUACGUUUAUCAACUCAAACAAGCGUGUAACAGGUCCCAAUGAUUUUACUUUCAGGAGCUUGAAUUGUUCAAUAACUGGAUGUUUUCAUCGUUCGCGACAAGACAUUCCAGUUCAUGCUACUUUGGCAGGAACUAUCUGUACUUUGAUAUGGCAUUUGUGUUACAAAGUGUGGAAUUUUGACAUGAAAUUGAAGGUGCUUUCAAUACUUUGAUGAUUGAAUUGAUUGGAGCCUUCGAGUCAAAAUUGCUGAAAAAUAAAACAGUUGCAUUUUUGUUUUUUUAAACCCGUUUGAUGGGGUAUUUGAGUUUUUUUAUAAUAGGUAAUAAACCGUUGUUAGACGCCACGCAGGACGAGCGAUUUUCGUCGCUGCGACCUGUGACAGUUAUUGCUGUGCUGAGUGCCAACAAGCUCUCUCUCGUCUGCGGUUAAAACUGUUCAUCGUAGCAAAGAUCACCGGUUCUUGUCGCUGGCAACUGCGAUGAACACUGUGGACGAGAAAUGUUUGUCGCAUGCGAUUAUGUUCAAAGUUACAGCGACGAAAAUCGCUCGUUUGCUGGGCGUCUUAGAUAACGCAAGAAAGCUUCAUAAGUUCUGUUCUAGAGAGAUUUUAGAUGGAUAAUUGAAAGAAAUGAACGAAGGGAAAUAUGGAAAUUAUAUGCCACGUGAUAUGGAAUAUAUUGUGUUGGUGGUGUUGUUGCAACUGUUGUUGUUUUUGUUGUUGAAAUGAUUCGGAAAAAUAAAUUGUUUGCCAAAUUUCUAUCGAA